This is a messenger RNA of Dendroctonus ponderosae (mountain pine beetle), 1488 nucleotides long. RefSeq names its product ATP-dependent RNA helicase WM6 (gene Hel25E). The record is from RefSeq and is a predicted model, not a curated record. Gene Ontology annotation, biological process: mRNA export from nucleus; mRNA splicing, via spliceosome. Gene Ontology annotation, molecular function: ATP binding; RNA helicase activity; RNA binding. The transcript has 8 exons. The coding region runs from base 124 to 1398 and encodes 424 amino acids. Lineage: Eukaryota; Metazoa; Arthropoda; Insecta; Coleoptera; Curculionidae.
UUUGGCUUCACUUUUGCGCAAGACAACGUCACUCAUAUCCGCUUAGCGCCAUUUUAAGUUGUGUUGCGUUUCUUGUCGGUUCGUCUGUCUGACUGAGUGAGUUCCAAUAAUUAAAAAUCAGAAAUGGCGGACGCUGAAGAUCUUCUCGACUAUGAAGAUGAAGAGCAGACUGAGCAAACUGUACAUGAAGCCGAAACUCAAGAAACCAAAAAGGCAGUAAAGGGCACAUAUGUAUCUAUUCACAGUUCGGGAUUCCGAGACUUCCUUCUUAAACCGGAAAUACUGCGAGCCAUCGUGGACUGCGGAUUUGAACAUCCAUCUGAAGUUCAACAUGAAUGUAUUCCACAAGCUGUUCUUGGUAUGGACAUUCUAUGUCAAGCCAAGUCUGGUAUGGGGAAAACGGCGGUAUUCGUUCUCGCCACACUUCAGCAGCUCGAACCCACUGAAAACGUGGUGUAUGUUCUGGUAAUGUGCCACACGAGGGAACUAGCUUUCCAAAUCAGCAAGGAAUAUGAACGAUUCAGCAAGUACAUGCCAAGUAUUAAAGUGGGUGUCUUCUUUGGUGGCCUGCCGAUUCAAAAGGAUGAAGAAAUGCUGAAGAACAAUUGCCCUCACAUUGUGGUUGGUACGCCUGGCAGGAUAUUGGCUUUGGUCAAGUCGAAGAAACUCAAUUUGAAGCAUUUGAAACAUUUCAUUUUGGAUGAAUGUGAUAAAAUGCUAGAAUUGUUAGAUAUGAGGCGUGAUGUACAAGAAAUCUACAGAAACACCCCACAUGGCAAACAAGUGAUGAUGUUCAGCGCCACUUUAAGCAAAGAUAUUCGACCGAUCUGCAAGAAGUUUAUGCAAGAUCCCAUGGAAGUAUAUGUUGACGAUGAAGCAAAGCUGACGUUGCACGGUCUUCAACAGCAUUAUGUAAAACUGAAGGAAAAUGAGAAGAACAAAAAAUUAUUUGAGCUGCUGGAUGUUCUGGAAUUUAACCAGGUUGUUAUUUUCGUGAAAUCUGUUCAAAGAUGUGUGGCACUGGCGCAGCUACUUACUGAACAAAAUUUCCCAGCCAUAGGCAUCCACAGAGGAAUGGAUCAGAAAGAAAGACUGUCUCGAUACGAACAAUUUAAGGAUUUUCAAAAGAGGAUAUUGGUUGCCACGAAUUUAUUCGGUAGAGGGAUGGACAUAGAACGAGUCAACAUUGUUUUCAACUACGACAUGCCAGAAGAUUCCGACACCUACCUGCAUAGGGUUGCCAGAGCUGGUCGGUUUGGAACGAAAGGAUUGGCAAUUACUUUCGUGUCAGAGGAAAGCGACGCUAAGAUUCUGAACGAGGUUCAGGAUCGUUUUGACGUCAACAUCACAGAAUUGCCCGAUGAAAUCGAUCUCAGUUCUUACAUUGAAGGACGAUGAAGUUAUAAAUAAUAAAUAUGUGUAUUUUUUACCGAAUAAGAUUGAUGAAAAUAAUUCUAAUUUGUAGUAAUAAAUUUUUUGUUUUAAAAA